This is a messenger RNA of Oxyura jamaicensis (ruddy duck), 9775 nucleotides long. It is a transcript of the gene TANC2, whose product is annotated as tetratricopeptide repeat, ankyrin repeat and coiled-coil containing 2. The coding region runs from base 499 to 6723 and encodes 2074 amino acids. Lineage: Eukaryota; Metazoa; Chordata; Aves; Anseriformes; Anatidae. Gene Ontology annotation, biological process: regulation of dendritic spine morphogenesis. The record is from RefSeq and is a predicted model, not a curated record. The transcript has 29 exons. Gene Ontology annotation, molecular function: protein binding. Gene Ontology annotation, cellular component: dendritic spine.
GAUACGGUGAGGCAGACGGCUGCGCUGGUGUGUGUGUUUUGCAGGGAAGAGCCGUUCUUGUCCCUGUUUGUGUCUGCAAGUUCAGGAGCGUAUGGCAGACAGCGAGGUGGUCUAGGGAAUGGUGCAUCGGUGUGGAUCUUAGGCUGUUAUACAGGUGGACGUGGCAUAAGGAAGGAAAAAUAUCUGGAGAAGUUAAAUCACAUUAAUUAUAAAGGUUAAUUAGGGCUGUUGUGGAGUGUGGCAUUGCUACAGGAUAGUGAGCGAAGGCAAAUGAAUGCUGAAACGGGGAGAUGAGCGAGAAGAAAUAGAGCAAACGUGCGAUAGAGAACAACACGGCCAUGAAACCCUGCUCGCAGCGUUUCUCAGGUUGGAGCUCGGAAUGAUCUCUUCAGAAUGCUGAAGGACUUCCGCUGCAUGGAGGAAGACGCGUUUUACUAGAGAUUUAACUUGCUUAAAGAUAUCAAGGUUUUGGGAUACACAAAGUGGAACAGGAUCGCCAUGUUUCGAAACAGUCUCAAGAUGCUUCUUACAGGAGGGAAGUCAAACCGCAAAAACAGGUCCAGUGAUGGAGGGAACGAGGAGCCACCAGACCGAAGACAGGCAAGUGUAGACUUCCGUCAGAGCCGAUCUGGGCAAGGCACCUCCACAGAGAACGACUGUGCUUUUGAACCAGACUACGCUAUUCCACCACUCCCAGUGACCGAAGGUAUGCAGCACAUUCGGAUUAUGGAGGGCAUGUCCCGCUCCCUUCCAUCCUCCCCCUUACUCACACAUCAGUCUAUCAGUGUUCGGCUCCAACCUGUGAAGAAGUUAACUGCCCCUUUGAGGAAAGCAAAGUUUGUUGAGAGCCCUCGAAUCCCAGAAUCUGAGCUUGGCUCACCAACACUUUCUUCAGCCCAGAAACUGGACGUUGAUGCAUACUGCCCUGGUGACGCUGAGCAGGAGCUGGGACCCCCUCCAUCCGUAGAUGAGGCAGCAAACACACUCAUGACUCGCCUGGGCUUCCUCCUCGGAGAGAAAGUCACGGAGGUACAGCCAGGGCCCCAGUACAGCAUGGAGGUGCAGGACGAGAACCAGACCUCCGCAGGAACGCAGCGCAUAAGCCCCUGCUCCACGCUGACCAGCAGCACGGCCUCGCCGCCGGCCAGCAGCCCCUGCUCCACCCUGCCGCCCGUCAGCACCAGCGUCACCGCCAAGGACUGCACCUAUGGGGCCGUCACCAGCCCCACGUCCACGCUGGAAAGCAGAGACAGCGGUAUCAUAGCUACUUUGACAAGCUACUCAGAGAAUGUGGAGCGCACAAAGUAUGGAGGGGAGAGCAGUAAAGAGCUUGGAUCUGGAGGAAACCUGAAACCCUGGCAGUCCCAGAAGUCCAGCAUGGACUCCUGCUUGUAUCGCGUGGACGAGAACAUGACGGCCUCAACCUACAGCUUGAACAAGAUCCCGGAAAGGAACCUGGAGACGGUUUUGUCCCAGUCAGUGCAGUCUAUUCCUCUUUACCUUAUGCCACGGCCAAAUUCAGUAGCAGCCACCAGCUCGGCCCACCUGGAGGACCUGGCGUACCUGGACGAGCAGAGGCACACUCCCCUGCGGACGUCCCUCCGCAUGCCGCGGCAGAGCGUGGCCGGCGCCCGUGCGCAGCAGGACCUGCGAGUACGCUUUGCACCUUACCGACCUCCUGACAUCUCUCUGAAACCACUGCUCUUUGAGGUUCCCAGCAUCACCACCGAGUCCGUCUUCGUUGGCCGUGACUGGGUGUUCCACGAGAUAGAUGCUCAGCUGCAGAGCUCCAACGCCAGCGUUAACCGAGGAGUGGUGAUCGUUGGCAACAUAGGCUUUGGAAAGACUGCCAUCAUCUCCAGGCUGGUUGCGCUCAGCUGCCACGGCACGCGUAUGAGACAGAUCGCUUCGGAUAGCCCGCACGCCUCCCCAAAACAUGUGGAUGCAAACAGAGAGCUGCCCUUAACCCAGCCACCGUCUGCUCACUCUUCGAUCGCCAGCGGAAGCUGCCCCGGGACUCCUGAAAUGCGCCGGCGCCAGGAAGAGGCCAUGCGGAGACUCGCCUCACAGGUCGUCGCCUAUCACUACUGCCAAGCGGACAAUGCCUACACCUGCCUGGUGCCCGAGUUCGUGCACAACGUGGCCGCGCUGCUCUGCCGCUCGCCGCAGUUCGUCGCCUACAGGGAGCAGCUCCUGCGAGAGCCCCACCUGCAGAGCAUGCUCAGCCUGAGGUCCUGCGUCCAGGACCCCAUGGCCUCCUUUCGGAGGGGUGUCCUGGAGCCCUUGGAGAAUCUGCACAAAGAGAGGAAGAUCCCCGAUGAAGAUUUCAUCAUAUUAAUUGAUGGCUUAAACGAGGCAGAAUUUCACAAGCCAGAUUAUGGAGACACCAUAGUAUCAUUCCUCAGCAAAAUGAUUGGAAAGUUCCCUUCCUGGCUGAAGCUGGUGGUGACUGUCAGGACAAGUCUACAGGAAAUAAUUAAGCUGUUGCCCUUCCAUAGAAUAUUUUUGGACAGACUGGAAGAGAAUGAAGCCAUAGACCAGGACCUGCAGGCGUACAUCCUUCAUCGGAUACACAGCAGCUCGGAGAUCCAGAACAACAUCUCGCUGAAUGGCAAAAUGGACAACACUACGUUUGGCAAGCUCAGUUCUCACCUCAAGACUUUGAGCCAAGGGUCCUACCUGUACCUAAAACUCACUUUUGAUCUCAUAGAGAAAGGAUACCUAGUACUAAAAAGCUCCAGCUACAAAGUAGUGCCAGUGUCUCUGUCAGAAGUUUACCUGUUGCAGUGCAAUAUGAAGUUCCCAACGCAGUCUUCCUUUGAUCGGGUUAUGCCUCUCUUGAAUGUGGCAGUGGCAUCUCUGCAUCCACUAACAGAUGAACAUAUUUUUCAGGCCAUUAAUGCAGGUAACAUUGAGGGCACUUUGGAGUGGGAUGACUUUCAGCAGAGGAUGGAGAACCUUUCUAUGUUUCUUAUCAAACGUAGAGAUAUGACGCGAAUGUUUGUUCAUCCCUCUUUUCGAGAAUGGCUUAUUUGGAGAGAAGAAGGUGAAAAGACCAAGUUUCUCUGUGAUCCUAGGAGUGGCCACACGUUACUUGCCUUCUGGUUUUCCCGUCAAGAAGGAAAACUAAAUCGACAGCAAACUAUUGAACUGGGACAUCACAUUCUCAAAGCACAUAUUUUUAAGGGGCUGAGUAAAAAAGUUGGCGUUUCUUCCUCCAUCCUCCAAGGGCUUUGGAUCUCCUACAGUACCGAAGGCCUUUCCAUGGCACUGGCAUCGCUGAGAAACCUCUAUACCCCAAACAUCAAGGUCAGUCGGCUGCUGAUUCUAGGAGGUGCAAAUGUGAAUUACCGGACAGAAGUUCUGAACAACGCCCCGAUUCUGUGUGUCCAGUCUCACCUGGGGUACACGGAGAUGGUGGCUCUGCUCUUGGAGUUUGGUGCCAAUGUAGAUGCUGCUUCUGAAAGCGGCCUGACCCCCCUUGGAUAUGCUGCUGCUGCUGGAUUUCUAAGUAUUGUUGUGCUGCUGUGCAAGAAACGGGCCAAGGUGGAUCACUUGGACAAAAACGGUCAGUGCGCUCUGGUUCACGCUGCUCUCAGGGGACACUUGGAAGUGGUGAAGUUUCUGAUCCAAUGCGACUGGACCAUGGCUGGGCAACAGCAGGGAGUGUUUAAAAAGAGCCACGCCAUCCAGCAGGCACUGAUCGCUGCAGCCAGCAUGGGGUACACGGAGAUUGUCUCCUACCUGCUCGAUCUUCCAGAAAAAGAUGAAGAGGAGGUGGAGCGAGCACAAAUCAACAGCUUUGACAGUCUUUGGGGAGAGACAGCUCUGACGGCGGCGGCGGGCCGAGGGAAGCUGGACGUCUGCCGGCUGCUCCUGGAGCAGGGCGCCGCCGUGGCGCAGCCCAACCGGCGCGGGGUGGUCCCGCUCUUCAGCGCGGUCAGACAGGGCCACUGGCAGAUCGUAGAUCUCUUACUCACCCACGGUGCUGAUGUGAACAUGGCAGACAAGCAGGGGCGGACGCCGCUGAUGAUGGCUGCAUCCGAGGGACAUCUGGGCACGGUGGAGUUUCUGCUUGCACAAGGUGCCUCCAUCUCUCUGAUGGACAAGGAGGGCUUAACGGCGCUCAGCUGGGCUUGUCUGAAGGGCCACCUGUCCGUGGUGCGUUCCCUGGUGGAGAACGGGGCUGCCACUGACCAUGCCGAUAAAAACGGACGCACUCCGCUGGACCUGGCUGCUUUUUACGGCGAUGCGGAGGUGGUUCAGUUUCUGGUGGACCAUGGGGCCAUGAUCGAGCACGUCGACUACAGCGGGAUGCGGCCCCUCGACAGGGCAGUGGGGUGCCGCAACACCUCGGUGGUCGUCACCCUCCUGAAGAAAGGAGCGAAGAUAGGUUGUCAGACGUUACCGAGUCGCCCACGAGGUCCAGCAACAUGGGCGAUGGCAACCUCCAAACCAGACAUCAUGAUCAUCCUGUUGAGCAAGCUGAUGGAAGAGGGAGACAUGUUUUAUAAGAAAGGUAAAGUGAAAGAGGCUGCCCAGCGCUACCAGUACGCUCUCAAGAAGUUCCCCAGGGAAGGGUUUGGAGAAGACCUGAAAACCUUCCGUGAGCUGAAGGUGUCGCUCCUUCUCAACCUCUCCCGGUGUCGAAGGAAAAUGAAUGAUUUUGGAAUGGCGGAGGAAUUUGCCACUAAAGCACUGGAGCUGAAACCGAAAUCUUACGAAGCUUACUAUGCAAGAGCAAGGGCCAAGCGCAGCAGCAGCAGGCAGUUUUCAGCAGCCCUGGAGGACCUGAACGAGGCCAUCAAGCUGUGUCCAAACAACCGUGAGAUCCAGCGGCUGCUGAUGCGGGUGGAAGAGGAGUGCAGGCAGGUGCAGCAGCAGCAGCAGCAGCAGCAGCAGCCGCCGCUCCCGGUGGAGCCCGAACCCGAAGCCCAGCACGAAGAGCUGUAUUCCGUGCAGGAUAUCUUUGAGGAGGAAUACCUUGAGCAGGAUGUCGAAAAUGUUUCCAUCGGCCUGCAGACAGAGUCCAGGCCAAACCAAGGGCUGCCCAUCAUCCAGAGCCCACCACCGUCCCCUGCUCACAGGGACUCCGCCUAUAUUUCUGGCUCGCCUCUUGGCUCUCAUCAGGUCUUUGAUUUCAGGUCCAAUAGCUCCGUGGGUUCGCCGACCAGGCAAGGGUACCAGUCCACAUCUCCUGCUCUGUCUCCGACACACCAAAACUCCCAUUACAGACCUAGUCCUCCGCACACUUCUCCUGCGCACCAGGGCUCCUCUUACCGCUUCAGCCCCCCUCCCGCUGGAAGCCAAGGGAAAGAAUAUCAAAGCCCACCACCUUCUCCUCUCCGCAGAGGCCCUCAGUACCGCGCCAGCCCCCCUGCAGAAAGCAUGAGCGUCUAUAGGUCCCAGUCCGGUUCCCCGGUCCGUUAUCAGCAAGAACCUAGCGGCGUCAGCCAGCUCCCCGGUCGGCCGAAGUCUCCCUUGUCCAAAAUGACCCAGCGAUCCUUCCAGAUGCCCCAGCUGCCCGUGGCGGUGCCGCAGCAGGGGCUGAGGCUGCAGCCAGCGAAGGCCCAGAUCGUCCGGAGCAACCAGCCCAGCUCUGCCGUGCAUUCGAGUACUGUAAUUCCAACCGGUGCUUACAGCCAGGUGGCCCACUCGAUGGCCAGCAAGUACCAGUCGGCGUCGGGGGAGAUGGGGGUCAGUCAGAGCAGGUUGGUCUACCAGGGCUCCAUCGGGGGGAUCGUGGGUGACAGCAGACCCGUGCAGCACGUUCAGGCCAGUCUCAGCGCGGGAGCCAUCUGUCAGCACGGAGGCCUGGCUAAAGAAGAUCUUCCCCAGAGGCCGUCCUCGGCUUACAGGGGGGGUAUGAGAUACAGCCAGACGCCCCAGAUUGGGCGAAGUCAGUCCGCUUCCUACUACCCGGUGUGUCACUCGAAGCUUGACCUGGAGCGGACCUCCCUCCCCGCCAACCAGCUUGGCUCUCCGGACGUGUCUCACCUCAUUAGAAGGCCCAUUACGGUUAACCCCAGUGAAAUAAAGCCUCACCCACCGACUCCGAGGCCGCUGCUUCAUUCCCAAAGCGUUGGCCUCCGCUUCUCUCCUUCCAGCAAUAGCAUUUCAUCCACCUCCAACCUGACUCCCAACUUCCGCCCGUCCGCUUCGAUCCAGCAAAUGGAGAUCCCUCUCAAGCCAGCCUACGACAGGUCGUGCGAUGAACUCUCUCCGGUCUCUCCCACGCAGGGGGGCUACCCCAGCGAGCCAGCGCGUUCCCGGACCACGCCGUUCAUGGGAAUCAUAGAUAAAACCGCUCGGACUCAGCAGUACCCCCACCUCCAUCAGCAGAACCGGACCUGGGCUGUGUCGUCCGUGGAUACUGUAAUUAGUCCUACGUCUCCUGGCAAUCUCCCCCAGCCAGAAUCAUUUAGCCCACCUUCGUCGAUCAGCAACAUUGCCUUUUAUAACAAAACCAACAAUGCACAGAAUGGCCAUUUGCUAGAGGAAGACUAUUACAGCCCCCAUGGGAUGCUGGCCAAUGGGUCCCGGGGAGACCUCCUGGAGAGAGUCACCCAAGCCUCCUCGUACCCCGACGUCAAGGUUGCAAGGACACUGCCUGUAGCGCAGGCCUACCAGGACAACCUGUACAGGCAGCUCUCCAGGGACUCCAGGCAAGGGCAGACGUCCCCAAUCAAACCAAAGAGACCAUUUGUGGAGUCUAAUGUGUAAAAGACGCUUGUUGGAGUAAGACCCUUAUGUUUUCAGCACACACUUCCAAGCUUGAUUUCCAUGCAUAUUAUUAUUAUUUUUGUUUCUCUUUGGUAGCUACAUGACCAAGUUUCUCCGGUACUUUCUGUGUGGUGGUCAGACAGCCAUGCACGUGCUCCAGCCCUUCUGUUACCCAGCUGACUGUGAAGCCAACAUCAGCCAAGCCAGUAUCAUUUGCCCAAUUCCAGCUAAGUUCCCUCAGUUUUCAGCUGUCAACCAGGAUAUUUUAGUACGUGGUGUGGGGUAGUCCAGAAAUAUCCCCUGCGCAGUGGGAGGUAACCAGCUCUUUUUCAAGAGACAAUCGCGUUUCAGUUUAAAUUGGUUUCUUUUGUCUCAAUGAGCUCUUACACAAUUCUGAUGAAAAUUCCUAGUGGGAACAGAGCAGGGAUCCCAGGAGCCUUUUCGGAGGCCGUGUCCGCAGGUCCCCGUGCCAGCCGGGUCGUUUCUCUGCCCGUUUGUCUCUUUGCCCACGAAGAGUGAAUGACCCGCGCAGAGCAGGGCGUCGUUUGCUUUAACGCCAAGUAGCUAUGCACAGUCACCAUCCUGCUUCACCCGGUUUGUAGGAUUUUAAUCGGAAUUGUAUUUGUUAUUUCAUCGCGUAAUCUGCCCGAAGGGGUGGGGAUCACGAGGUGCUUUGCUACUUUGCAGAUUACCUUCCAGGUGCCCCGACGUUGAUUUGCUCUGGGGGCAUUUUACAGGUUUGCAGAGAUGAAAGCUGGCCCUUCGUACGCGUUUUGAGCAGCCAAGGGAAUUGGCUGGAAGCCUCUCGUGGACUGGGAUUGCAACAACUUCGUCACACCAGUAGCAGAUGACUGCACCCCACGCAUACGACACCGCGUUUUCACCAGGACAGUUUUAAUGUUGGGGUUUCCGUUUGGUUUUGGUGUUUUUGUGGGGUUUUGGUUUGUUUGGUUUUAGUUUGGGGGAAUUUUUUGGCUCACAAGGAAAAAAAAAAAAUGACUAGGAAAUCCCGUUCGAGGAGGAAAACUGCAGUUUAUUUUCCUGUUUUGAUGGGAUGCGUAACAUGGCAUCGUGGCUCCCGAGACGGGAAGGGUCCGAGGAGGUAACGGUGGCCAAGUCCGUCGGCAGCAUCGCUUCCCCUCCGCGUGCUCCUGCUCCGGGACGCCGUCCCGGGGGGGGGCUGCGCCCCUCUAAGGGAAAUGCUGCUUCCUUAGAGCUGCAGGAUCCGUUCCCAAAUUCCUGGAAAGCGAUUGCCGUGUUCUGUACCUGCAGGUGGUACGGACGGUGCUUUGCUCCUUAAGGGCCUGUAGUUGAAAGAGAUAUUUAUAAUUUAUUUCUGCACUCUGUUUCAGGACAUUUGGGGGGGUUGGCUGGUUUUCUCUUAUUUUUUUAAAUCAAAUGCAAAUCACGUCAAGACAGCGUGAAAAGCAGGGGACGCUUCCAAAAACCGUUUUACCGAAUUUUUCAAUUUUUCUCUGGAAUUUGGGGGGGGGCUGGAGGGACUCCUUUACAAACGCUUCAUUUACUGCUGGUUGUUUUGCAAUCUGCCUUUUUCAGUUACCGAGGGCGAACGGUCAGACGAGCCGGGGGGGGGAGCGAUAAACGUGUAGCUUGUUUUAAAGCGAAAAUAGUGCCUGUUGCCCAAUGCUGAAUCUCACCCAUAUCAACUCCUAACAGCAAAAGGGAUUUGGUGCUGAGCAGGAAGAGCGAGCGAUACCUUUCGGUGUUUCCAAAGGGCUAUGCGAAUCCAGCCGUAGAUUGAUUACAAAUUCCUUGAACCAAACCGCGGAGCCCAGCCGCAGCUGGUGUAGACGAGCGGCGCCGAUUUACACCAGCUGAGGACGUGGCUCAAAGCUCUCAGCAAACCCUGGCUGUGGUCGGGCUGUCCUGCGCGUGGAUCAGCACAUCUCAUCGUUAUCUCACCGCCUCAUUCGCUCAGACCAACCCGGGACGCGCGUACCUUGGGAUGACGGGGGCUUGUGUCUCAUAGACACGUUGAGAGUAUUCAGGGGGGUUUUCCUCUGCAGGCUUUGGAGAUGCUUGCGCUGUUGUGGCUAUUUUGUACUUGUCCAAGCCAGUAUUUGUAUUGAGGUUGGCGUUCUCCUUCUCGAGUGCGGCUCGGCUCUGACCUUUGCUUUCUUACAGGGCUGUAGAGCAGGCUGUAGACUCGGAGACCCCUCGGGAGCGCGGGUCCCGCGGCCAUGCCGGCGGUGCACGCCCUGCUGCUCUCCUCGGAAGGGGUGCGAUGGUUUUUGUUCCUCUUUUGGAAGUGGUGUGUUCUGCUUUGCAAGGAAUAACCGCUUUCUUUCCCUCCGCGUACAGCACGCCUGGCUAGCUAGCAACACGCAUCCGUGGGUCUGCAGCAGCACCAGUCGUUUUGCUCAAAGCCUCGCUGCCUCUGCUUUCCCAAAGAGUGAGUGGCUUUCUGCCUUGAGUUGCUUCUUUGCAAGGGAAAAGUAACCAAAUUCAGCCCCGCUGCUGUUUUAUACGGCAGAGUGAGACGUGCUACGGCCAUAAGCCGGCGUUCUCAGCUGAGAGGCCAGCGGGACGGUCCGUGUUGAGGAGCGCGUUGUAAGAACUGCCUGUGCUUUGCUUUGCUGUUCACUGCCAUGUGGUUCCAGUACUGUAUCCCGAGAUGUCCCCUAGCAGCACUUCUGUGUGUAACUUUGGGUUCGUGAAGGUGUUUUAAGGGAACAACGAAACAGCUCACACUUACCACUAACACCGAGAUGAACGAAUGCUGAAAUACUGCAGCACGCAGGUUCUUUCACAAGACCACGUGUUACAUUUUCACAGGAUUCUUGCACUAAUGGUUUACCAUCUGUUCUCUCUGUAAAUGGGUGCACUUUACUGUUUGAAUUUGUUACUAUGAUAAAUACUGGAUAUUUAAGCGUGAGUAGUGUCUUCAUUAGAAAAUAGCAAAACAACUCUUGUCUCUUAGUGUAUUUUUCAAAAAAGAAAAAAAGAAAAAAAGCAAUGAAUCAUAACAUUUAUAGCACAAGAACUGACUCUUGUAUAUAAGCAUCAACAGACGGAGUAAUUUUUAAACACA